Molecule: messenger RNA, 6868 nt
Organism: Sphaeramia orbicularis (orbiculate cardinalfish)
Lineage: Eukaryota; Metazoa; Chordata; Actinopteri; Kurtiformes; Apogonidae
Gene: prag1
Product: PEAK1 related, kinase-activating pseudokinase 1
Exons: 6
Coding region: 294-4316 (1340 amino acids)
Biological process (GO): protein phosphorylation
Molecular function (GO): protein kinase activity; ATP binding
Source: RefSeq, a predicted model, not a curated record
UCAACCUCUGCACUGUGUACAGCAGCACCGUACCCCGGCUGGAGCCCGGACCGGCCCCCCUUCAGUCCGGUUCUGACCCACGAACCUGCCGCGUGUCGGACACGGAAGCACGCACGCGCACCGGCGUCUGCGGGGAUUUGGAGACUAGUGUUCGGUUCAAUUCCUCCUGGAUUUUUUGGACCGGUUUCGUGUUGCCAGGGAAGACAAACUCCGAGCAGCCAUGAGAGUUCAGCGUCUGUUGACCACAUCACUCCUUUGCUGCUUCUGACCAAACUCGAUUUAGUGAACCGAAGAUGUCAGCCUGCAGCGACUUUGCAGAACACGUGUGGAAACCCGGUUCCUGUAAGAACUGCUUCCACCCAUUUAGCGCACACAAGACUGUGGGCGUGGGUGGCAUUGUUCCAGCCGCCGGUCUGAAGAGCAGCCCAGGAGGUGAUGAAGACGGCGGAACAACGGCGCCUUCACCUUAUAGUAAACCCACCAUCGCUGUCAAACCCACAAUGAUGAGCCUUGACACCAACGAGUCGAUGACUGACAUCAACAUGAACAUAGAGCAGGAAAACACAAAGAGUCCAGUCGAGCAUUUGGGCCUGAAGACGCUCUUAGACUUGUCCUCUCUAUAUAUUGACAAUAGCGGCUGCAAAAAGGCCCAUAGAGAGACAUUUCUUCAAAGCCCUGACAGCAAGAUGGACUGCAACAACUGCUUUUCUUUGGCGCCUUUGUCCCCUAAUAUGCUGCCUAAAGACUCUAUGAUUAUCAGCAGCAUCUUUGUCACUCAGGAGGAGGGUAGAGGUUCUCAGAGUUUAAAGAAGAAUACCAAUGGAGAGACAUGCAGGCAGAUGAACAAUACUACUACAAGAACCGCUAAGAGCACUUAUAAUGACAGCGGAGUUACGGCAAGCAGAGCAAAUAAUCAGGAGGCCCAUCAAACAACUGUGGGGAUGCCUUUGUCUGUGGAUAUAGUCUUCUCUAGUCCUGCCAAAGUUCAUAGUAAUGGUAUCAGCUGUCAGGAUAAAACUACUGUUAACACUGUGACGGGCAGCACUUCCAUCACAUCCUCCACCACAGUCAGUGCGGACACCACCAGCCUACGCUCACCACCCAGCGUAUCUGACUCCUCCUGCUCUUAUCGUAGCAGUACUGAUUCACUACCAGAGGGGUUAGGAGUGGGGCCGCUCAGGUUAGGGAGUCCCCAAAGCCCACCACCAACAGGUAGCUCACAAUCAGCACCCACCUCCCCCAACGGACAGCAAGACAAAGAACCCAUUUAUGCAGAGAGCACCAAGAAAAAGCGCCGGCCACAGGGGAGCAUGCUGCGAUCUCCCAUCCAAACUAAGAACUCUGAGUUUGAGCUUCCAGGAGAAUGUCCGCGGGCCACCAUCACGGUAAUGGCUGCUCAUACAGAGGAGAACAACAGGACAUUCUACCUGAGCAGCCCAGACUCAGCCGUCAGUACCCAGUGCCACUUCAGUCCAACAGCUCGGAAAGAUGCAAACAGCUCAGCCUUCCGCUGGCCGAGCCCCAGCCACAGCAGCCCCUCAUUGGCCACUGAAGCCACCAGUGCCCCCCCUCUGUAUCCCAAACCUCAGUCCAGUCCACCCAUUCCCCCAAAAAGGACCACCCGCUCCCCCAAAUUGGGCACCUCUAGCCUCUCAUCUUCCUUCUCUUCACCUGUCCCUCUCCCCGAACUCCCAAAACUAAGCACCUCCAGCCUCUCCCCAUCCAUCUCUUCUCCUGUUCCACUCCCUGAACUUUCCAUGCUUUUCCUCGUAUCCGCCAAAGAGGGCCACUUUAAGGUCCAGUCAGAGAACCACACCAUGGCCGAUCGCAGACCCAAGCCACACCACCACAGUUCUGGAUGGAGCUGUCGAAUCGAGGAAGAAGAGGAAGAUGAGGAGAAAGAGCGGAAGGACGGAGAAAAGAAAAAGCAGCCCACCGACCCAGGGACGCCCUCUGCAGCGGCGGGUCUGGUCAAUGGUGCUGCAGCCUGGAAGGAGGCCAGGGACUGGAAGGCUCAAAGCAGCCCCCCUCCGACGACAGAGCCAGGCACGGCCCCCCCGGCCACCCUCAACAAUGGUGGUGCCUGUCAGGAGGAGGCUGAAGGCACCGGUGCAGAGGAGGAGACCAGGCAGAGCGGGAGCAUGCCGGCCAAGCAACCGGUGCAUGUUGGCUCAAUGGAGCGUCUGGCAACAGGAAAAGGAGCUGUCAACCGUGAGCCCAACCCUCCACCCCCCCCACCCAAGAAACUGCACAGAGUCUGUGGUAGGAUGAGUGGCAGUAACAUGGAGCUGGACCGCUGUAGUCAUCAGGGUUCAGUGGACAGUCCGACUUCAUCUGUCCGGGGUUUGGGUGAUGCCAGCCUACCUACAGCCUCCACUGACAGCUUGAACGCUGACACAGGUUCUCGGGAUGCUACACGGAUGUCUUGUUCCUCUCCAUUUCCCAGAAGUCCAGUGGCUUCAGCUCCAGGGUCUCCCCAUCCACCGUCUUUUAACAGCUUAAGUAACCAGCCACCUCCACUCCCAGAGAAAAAGAUGGUGAACCGAACCGUGUCGGCUCCUGAUAAUGGGAAACCUUUUAUCAGGUCCUAUCCACGCCUUCCAUUCACUGGCUCAGAAAUAAACAUGUGCCAGCCGGUGGACGGCAGCUCUCGGUCCAGUUUACCAUCCAGUCCCAUCGACACACGGCCAAUUUUCUCUUCAACUGAGUAUCUGGAGCGAUGCCACGCCCCCCUGGGACGUCCAAUAAGGUCCCAGACACUAGAUGAACCACUUAAAGGUCACGGCCGUUUGGGGGUUCACGGCCGAGGUAGCAUAACCUGCUCCUCUUCCCCCCAGCUCAGUGUACCCUUGUCGGCCACAGAACCAGGUGUGAUUCCCAACCUGGGCUCCAGCCUUCAACUCCAGACGCUACUCAGCAACAUCGACAGCAGGGAGGGGGUGUACUCCAAACUGGGAGGGCUGUACGCCGAGUCUCUGCGACGCUUGGCUCUGAAAUGUGAAGAUCACUUCACCCGCUCUCAGAGAAACCCACUGAGGUUUGACGAGAGCAACUGGUCUCUGUUCAGGCUCACAUCCAACAAACCAAGCUGCAACACCGGAGAUGCUGUGUACUAUUCAGCUGCAUGCGCCUCAGACCCCAGGAACUCCUACGCUGUUAAGAUCUGUAAGAGUCCAUGUGUGGAGUCCAAACAGAGCCAUCUCUACGGUCUGUCGGUGCAGCAGAGCAUGCCCUCCCACUUCAAUCUCCAGCAGGACUGUGGACACUUCCUGGCCUGUGUCCCCCAAAGCAUGUUACCCCCUGACGAAGCCUCCGUUCCCCCCACACCUGCCACUUCACUGCCUCAGCCAUCUGCUUCAGCCCCUGGCCAGCAGUUGGAAAGAGAGCGGGUGGUGGUCAUCACACCAGAGAUCCCCCAGCAGACGGCGGCCGACUUUGUCAGAGAGUGGGAGGCGUUCCAUAAAAGCCAGCCUGAAGUCUAUGAGCGCCGGGUUUGCUUCCUCCUCCUGCAGCUCUGCAAUGGUUUGGAGCACUUGAAGGAGCAUGGGGUCACCCACCGUGACCUCUGCCUCGAAAACCUUUUGCUGGUUCCUCAUCAACGCAGGUCGUCACCCCCCCACAUCCCCCCACAGACCCCCGCUGACAGUAACGGGUCCGGUUCCGUGGACCAGCGUCACCUUCCUCGACUCCUCAUCAGUAACUUUGCCAAGGCGAAGCGUCGCUCCUCAGAAGACGCCGCCUCGAUGAGCGUGGACCCUCGCAUCAAACGUGACCAUGCCAGGCUGGCACCGGAGAUCGUCUCUGCAGCCCAGUAUCGCAAAUUUGAUGAGUUUCAGACAGGCAUCUUAAUCUAUGAACUCCUCCACCAACCCAACCCAUUUGAGGUCAGCCCGGCGCUGAAAGAACAGGACUACCGCUGUGAAGACCUGCCCCCCAUCCCCCCCAUCUCCCUUUACUCCGAUGGUCUCCAGAGGCUGGCCCAGCUGCUGCUCCAACCCGACCCCAUCAAACGGAUCCAUAUCCAGGAGGCCAAGCGCAUUCUGCAGAGCCUCCUGUGGGGCCCCAGGAAGGACCUGAUGGAGCAGCAGUGGGAGAGACAUGGCCAGCGGGGGGGCUUCAUUGACGGCUCCAGACACGAGGGCCUCCUCAACUGGCUGGACGUCAAACGGGCAUUGCUCAUGAUGAAGUUUGCUGAACGCUCCCUCGAACCAGAACGCAACGCUGAGCUAGAGGACUGGUUGUGCUGUCAGUACUUCUCGUCGGCCCAUCCUCUGUCUUUGUGUCAUACAGCUGAACUACUUUACUCACUGAAGUGACAAAUUCACCAGAGGACUGAAAAACAUGUGCAGCUGUGAAUGUGUGUAUAUGAAACAUCAGUACUGUCAAACUCUACACACUGUGGACGGGUCCAGAUAUUGUGACCCUUUGGAUUCUCAUCCUCUUCUAUACUAGAUAAUGUGAACAUCUAUGUUUGCUUUAUUACCACAUGCAUGACAGCCACGCACCAACAGUACUGUGGACUGUGUGUCUCAGACACAGUAACCCACUGUAAAGAAACGACCUGUGAAAACUCUACAUUUCCUUGAACAGUGACAGACCUAAGAAUAGGUUAAGUGGAACACUGACUCAUCACAAAGGACAGUGGUGGUGUAGAACUCAAGAAGGGUCUUGACCAUAGUUUUACUCAGUCUUGACAAAUAAGACAUGGGCUUUUGUUUGAAGACUGGAUAAGACCGUAAAUGUGGAGGCAUCACUGGACUGCUUGUCCUGUAUUUGUUAACAUCAUUACUGUCAUUUCAUGUGCUGUUCCUGCUUCAAGUACAACUGAUAACAUGAGUUGACAUUUUUGGAGAAGACGCUGUGUGUUUCUAGAGGAGACAUCAGUCUAAUGUCUCAUUUCUGUCAAACCACAAAGAUUUCAUCUGUAACAGCAGCUUCCAAACAAGGACACAACAACGCAUCAGCUAACCCCUAAUGUGUUUGUGAUGACUGUGGUUCGCUACGCAUCUGCUUCCUUUUCAAGGAUGGUUAAUGACUCUAGACAUGUUUAUUUCAGUGUUAUGUUCUUGCUCCAUAUCCAGUCUUGGUCUCGGUUUAGGUGGUCUUGACUACAAAGCUUUUUGACAGUAUUUAUAUGUGUGUAAACCUCUUCGUAGAGCUUCAUGUUUGACACCGUCCUUUUUGUGCUUCCAAAUAUCAAGACUUUUCAACCACUGAGAACAGACGAACAGUUGAUACUAAACCUCAGUCAGUGUCCUCCAGAUUCACACAUGGCUGCUGUGUUGCAUCUAAAUGUGCAGCUAACUUGUCUGUCUGAUUUCUGUAUGAAAUGACAUCCUUUUCCAUUCUCAUUUAACCUCAUUUAUAACCAAUGUAAACUGGAAACUAAAGUUUAAUCACAGAAAGAAACGGUCACAUCUGUUCCAAUUGGAAUGGGAGUCAUCAGCCUGGUCUAACUAAACCUCAUCUUUCUAACCUUUGUUGUUUCAUUCUGUCUUUAACAGCUGAUCAGAGACAAAGACACAGUCCUUUGCUAAGUCCUGCCCCCCCUUCAUUACUGUUGCUACACCUGUCACUGUGGUGUUUUCAGUGUUCUCUGAGAUUCCAAAGGGAGGAAAUUCCUGUAUUGAAUUAUGAAAUUGUAGAGAGAGGCCAAAGGAGCUAUUUUCAUGAUACAAUUGUGAUUUUUUAAAAUAUAGUUUUAAAUUUUUAUUGGUUUUCAAUGAGGCCAGAUUUCUGAAAGUGUAGAGGUUUCACACAUGUAGAUCCAGUCUUUUCUGUCUUCAUGUGUCCAAUAGUUCUGAACCAUUGUCACACAAAUUAGAUAUUUUCUUGGCGAUUUAUCAUCCAUAUGUGAUUGAGCAUUGAGUUACUUUGUCAUAAAAUGGUGGAAAAAUCAUUUUGCAAAUUCUCAGACGUCCUCAAACUAAAAAAAAUAUUAUUCUGAUUGUUUGUCCAUAGUCAACAACAAAAAAAAAAACACUUUAAAUUCAUGUUCCUCAUCGUUCAGCUGUAAGCGGCUUUUAGCUCAACAAAAGCAAAAUAUUUAUUAAAUGUAGAAAUGUUCAUGUCUCUGAGUUCUAUUAAUGCACUGUUUCAUUCUUCACAUGUUCUGAUGGCUUCCUGUGCCCGGUUACAGUUGCUAACGUAGGAAUGGGCGGUAACCACUUGGGGGAGGGGCUUAGUGAAGGUUUGUUCUAUGCCACAUCCAAAACAAGUCAAGUCAAUGUUAAAUCAAUUGGAAAUAAGUAGUUGCUCGUGUCUGAUCAAUGCCCAGUUUCUCCUUCUGCUUCCAUAUUGAAACAUGUCGACAUUCGUCCGAGUGCCUUUUGUUCUUUGUAAAUGUUACAGCGACUCCGAAGCCAAAUGUAAAUAUUACUGCUCCUUUGUCCUUUGUGAAACUGGCCUUUCACAGAAUGUUGUAGAAACGUCUUUGUACAGUGAUUUGUAGAUGAUAAUAGAAAACAAUGAGCCCAAGCAGGUCUUAAAAGCCAUGAAUAUGAGCAGCAGUUAAAAAUAUUUAUAAUAUAAUUUGUUAUCCUGUAGUCGUCACUGGAUUUCAUGUGUUUAUUUUCAUGUCUGUUUUUUUUUCAUUGUUUUGUGGCUCAGUAUUAGUCUGGCCUGUCUUUUCACCUGCCAUCCCCUGUUGGAAGCUGCAGAAAAGCAUUUUAUCUACAAGAAAAUUCCAAAUAAAGUCCAAAGUGGCAAGAAUGGAAGCUCGUGCAUGCAGGUUUUUAUUCAUGGCUGGUGCGUCUAAAGUUAAACCUGCUCUGAUCUCACCGUUAAUCCAUUAUUGAUUUGAAUUAUUUUGUGUGUGUCUCACCUAUUUGCAUCCAUCAAUAAAAUGUGCAUAUAUUUUCUCACAGUA